Messenger RNA from Homarus americanus (American lobster), 11262 nucleotides. Its product is annotated as platelet binding protein GspB-like. Gene Ontology annotation, biological process: chromatin remodeling. The record is from RefSeq and is a predicted model, not a curated record. Gene Ontology annotation, cellular component: nucleus. The coding region runs from base 165 to 10445 and encodes 3426 amino acids. The transcript is spliced from 23 exons. Lineage: Eukaryota; Metazoa; Arthropoda; Malacostraca; Decapoda; Nephropidae. Gene Ontology annotation, molecular function: histone demethylase activity; DNA binding.
GGUGGACCCCUAGCGGUGGCAUCAAACAAUGCGUAACAAAACAAUGGAGAAGUAAACCACAUAAGAUACCACACUAAAAAUCCUCCAAGUACUGGCCACCAUCAAACAUGUAUGAAGUCAUAAAUCAUUUCUCGUGACUUGAACAAUACAGUAUAUUGAGCAAGAUGGACACCCGAAAGCGAAGAAAAGAAGGAGCUGCACUUGCACCAUCACUUGAAAGCUUACAGGUUUCUCCAAAGAGGGCUCGUGUCCAUGCCCAGCGCAAAUUUGCUCAAGGGUCACAACCAAACAGUCCUGCCCCAACUCCAGUGAAGGAGACACGAGAAUUGCGUGACAGGAGUGGCUCUUCAGAAACAAGAAGUCGGAGUGCUAACCAGGUUCAUCCACCUCCUCCGCCUCUGGAUAUUGUUGAAGUACCAGUUAGACCAACUGUUGAAGACUUUUUAACUUUUCUCUGUUAUAGAGGAACAGCGCUCUUACCACCAGGGCUUGAGCACUUUAAUUCUCCCCAGCUUCUUGAAGCAGCAGGUGACAGUCGGAGCCAGAGUCCUGCUAGAGAUGAUAAGGGCAAACUUUCUUCAAAGAAAAAGCAAGAUGGUUUCACUGUUGAUAAAAGAGAACUCUCAAAGGAGACUGUAAAGAAGAACCUUGAUCAGAGUACUGAUGGGGAAGGAUCAUGUAGUGUUCCGUUCCGUGUAACGCGCAGUACACCACACCCUCCUUUAACUGCCAGCAAUUCACCUCCCAUGCCUCACUCGGCAAAGAAGCUCUCCAAAAGACUAAUGAUGAAGAAAGCACUACUUCUACAGACCAAAGCAAAAUCACUAAGAAUACAGGAGAGGAAGAAUGUAGCAUUGAGACGAUCUGAUAUUCAAGCAAUAGACUCAACACCUAUACAAGGACCAAUAGUGGCUACAAGGUCAGGGCGACUUUUACAUAAAUAUCGUGUUUCAGCCACAACAGCAAUAGCCCGGAAGAAAGCAAGGGUUGCAAUGCUCUCCUCAAUACGACCUAAACAAAAGCUUUCAAGAAUAUUACAGAGAUUGGGCAGCUCCGUCUCCAACCAAGAUUCUAGACUGACUAGAAUGACACGCAGUCAGGCUGAAGUGAAGCAUGAUGGAACUGAGGAUAAAACUGUGGAAGAAGAACAAAAAGAAAAGUUAAUGGAGAAAAAUGAAAAGCGUGAUAUUGGGAAGAUUGGGAAAAGUGAAGAUUUAUCUCAGGAGUCUUCGCGUGUGUCUCGACCUGUCAGACUUGUGAGACAAAAGUUGUCAGUGAAAAAAAUUGUUGUGAAGAAAGUGGUUCGGGUCACUAGAGAAGCAACCAAAUACACUGAUGUUGAGUCUUCGUCAUCAGCAUCUGUAUGCCAGCCUCUUCUUACCCAGUCUCCGGACCAAGUUCCUCUUGCAAAAAGGUUGAGAAGAAGUACUCAGGACCCAACUGUUUUCCCUGUUUUACCUAAAAAGUGUCCUGCAUCACCCAUCCCUCCAAGUCCCACUGUUAGUCAUACACCUAAAAAAUCUUGUCCUUCAGAUACCUCCACAAAUGCACCAGAGUUGGAGGAGAAGUCUGUUUCUAAUAUUCCUGGAUUGGAAAUUGUCACAGAUCCUUCGCCACAACUUGAUCCUUCCAAAGACACUUCUCCCUCUUUAGGCAACUCACAGUCUCUGCAACAAAAAUCUCACCCUAAUUCAGUUACUACCACCCCUGUUGUUUCUCAUAAUCAAAAUAAAAAACCCACCCUAGUGUCCAUUCCAGUAUCUGCCACCCCAAAGAAAUCUUCCCCACAACUUUCUCCAUCCUCCCCAAGUACAAGCAGGAAAUCAAUAAUUGCAAAGGAAGAUAAACAGAACAAAGAUACUUCAGCUGCUGUAUCCCCAGAUUCACCUGUUACUUCUACAACAACUGAAGAAACUGAGGGAAAUCAUGGGAUCCGUACACGCCCUAGCAGACGAACCAAAGAAGCUGCCACAGUUUAUUUGCAGUUAAUUGGUCGCAAACUUGCUCAGGAAUCAAAAGGUAAUGUGAGAGCAGUUGAUGAGGAAGAUGAGGAUGAAGAGAAUAAUACUCCCUCUGUCAAGAAUGGCAUAGACCUCAAGGCUCAGACUAAAAUCAAAGGGAAGGGAGAAGAAAUAGAUGGAAAGAAAAAUCUUAAUUCAUCAACUGAGGAAGAAACAUCAGUGUCCAUGAACAACACAGGGAAUGCUGGAACUGAAUAUUCUGUUUGGAAUGACAGUCUUGCUAAACCGGGUGUCAGAAAAUCUCUUCGAAAAUCUAGAGAUUCGUCAGGACAAGCAGAUUCUGAAAAAGUGAUUAUUUCUGAAACUCCUAAUUCUGACAAUGGACGAGUGUCAAAACGAACUCCAUCUUUCAAAGAUGAGUCCUCAAAUUCUGCAGGUGAUGAAAAAGUUACUUGUAGUUUGCGGAGGACAAGAAGAUGUGAAAAAAGGGAUUCUUCAACACCAGAGCAACAAGAGAGCUCAGGACAUACUAAUUCUCCCCCCUCAUUGGGCAAACAUUCACAAACAACACCAUUUGUCACAUCAUUUACCAAAGUAGAACCUAGAAGACUAAGAAGAACUCGAAGUGAUGCUGAUGAACCAAAGAAGAAGGGGUCGCGACCCUCCUUUAGGCGUGCAUCUUUAGAAACUGACAGUUCUCCAGAAGUAGCAAGACAGAGACGUAUAACCAGAGGGAGGGAUGGACAGGAUUAUAAGGAAAAUGAGAGUGAUAGUGAGGAAAGUGAUCGAUUAAUUAUGAACACUCGUACUAAAAGAGAUAUAAAAAGAACAGUUAAUAUAAGUAGUGACCAAAUAACGCAUAUAAGAAAUGUAUCGGGUGAUGAAAAUGAAAAGUGUUUAAAAGUUAGAACUCGUCGUCUUGGUGGUGAAACUCCAAGUGGUAAUAAAAGUGAUAGUUCAUUAGAUAAUAGUAAGAUAAAAGAUUCAAAGACCUCUGGUAUUGCAAGUGAUUUUAUUCAUAAAGUAGAAAACAAGGGAGAAUGUCAGAAAAGUGAUUCCAAGUUAGAGUGUAAUAAAGAUAACAAAGAAAGUGAACAACAAAUUAAGGAUGAAAAUAAGGAUGAUAAUGGUGGCCUAAUAGUAGCUAAGGAAUCUAAUACCUCAGUUGGAAAUGGGGUUGAAAUUUCUGAUAAAACAUUUGGGCCUGCUGGAAAGUCACGAAGGACAGUGUCACAAGAGAGAAAAACAGAACAGUAUGUAAGACACUCAUCUCUUAGAAAAAGUUUAGAAAAAUCAGAUAGUAAUGAUAGCAUUGAUACUGUUGAAGUACUCUCAAGAAGUAGUAGUAGAAGCAGGAGUGGGUCUUUAGGCAGCAGUAUAGAGAACACUAACCUUGAAAUGUAUGAUAAAAAGUCACUGGGACCAGGGAUUAGAAGGAAGUCUGUGGGAAGUAGGAGGCGAAGUAGUAAUCAUGAUGAAGCCAAAUUGAAUGAGGUUCUAGAAAGUGUGGCCAAGGAUUUUGAAAGAGAUAUAGAUGAUGACCACUAUGAUAAAAUAGAAAAAGAUUUUAUGAUGGGAAAUAAGUCUCCCGAGAAAAAUAAAGGUGAAAGGACACCAACAGAAAUAGAAAAGGAAGAUUUAUUUAUGUCAGACAGUAGUAUUUCAUGCAUGGAUGAAAAAAGUUCAAGUUCAACAGAUAUGAUGCUCACUUCAUCAGUUUCAUUAAAAAUGACAGGUGGAGGUGGCGCUGUUCAGUCUGGUUGUAGCAGCCCAAGUCCAAAUAAAAGAAGCACAACCAGUAAAAAGCUAAGUGAUGUUGUUCGCAGCCUUCAAAAGAAACAAGCCGAGACCCCAAGCACGGUAACCCCAUCUGUAAAACCAACAUUUCUGAAGGAUCUCAGCAACUGGAACUCAGAUAAAUCGAGGCAAGUAAGUCCCCAGUCAGGUCCUCACCUUCAGUCUACUGGUACUUCCUCUGCACCUAUAGCAGUAUCACAGAGUGAUGCCUCUCUGCCAGAAAUUGCACAUAGCCCCAGUGCACCUUCUAUACCACUAGAGAAUACUGCCACCACUACUUCAAAGGCACCAUCACCAACACCUCAGAAAUCUGGCACAACCAAGGUUGCAUCCACCAGAACUGGCACCAACAGACUUCCCCCAACUAACUCACCUGUUGCUACUCACAGUUCACCCCAGGUAGAGCCUGUGAUGACCACGUGUUCACAAACACUUGCACCUAGCACUGCAGUCACCCCCAAUUUCCAUAAAAGUCUUUCUAUUGUGAAUACAGCACCUGCAGGGACUUCUGCCUUUGCCUCAGGUAUUCAAAAAGGGAAUGUAGCACCAUCAAAAACAACGCCCUUUAUAUUUCAGAGUGGUCAAGAUGAACAUGUAACUGUUCUUCCAAGCCUACCAGUUACAGUUAAACCUCCUGCUACAAUUAAUGUUGUGAGUACAGGAUUUUCAUCGCCUCUCACAGUGUCACGUGUACCACAAUUAUCAUCAGUCGUAACUCUUUCACCUGUAGGUUGUGGCUCUGUUGCCAGCCCAAAACCAAUAGAACCAUCUUCCACAAAAAGUACUCCUAAGCAACUCUCAAUUGCACCAAAACCUGCAACAACUUCAACUGCUCUGGUAGCAUCUGCACCUGCUGGUCAGGUGUCAAUAUCUGUGUUACCACCAGGAACUCAAAAACCUCCCAACAAACCUGUACAAAUUGCACCUAAGCCCCCAGCUACUACACCCCAUAUUCAUCCUAAUACUCAGCUUCUUGCUCCUCAGCCUGGCCACAUGAUGCAGGCACAAGUACAGGCUCAGGUGCAGACAAUACCACAACCAUUGCAUACAGUUCAAGCAAUAACUCAGCCAGUACAAACUAUGCAGGCAAUACCACAGCCAAUACAAACAGUGCAGACUGUAACUGGUAUGCCUGUGCAGGCAGUUAUUACUCAAGCAGUUAUUGAUCCAACCCAGUUGGUUACUCCAUCAUCACCAGCAAAAAUAAUUACGCAACCGGUAUUUGUAACUUCAUCUAUGCAGAGUGCUGUCACUUACAGUAUUGCACCGCAGACAGUUGGUCAAGGUCACUUAACUGGUAAUGUGGGUGCUCUUGCUCGUGUCCUCAAUCCUACCAUGGGAGGUAAAGUAGCAGCUAAACCUCAGCCUCGUCUUAUGACCCCAAAGGCACCAGAAUCACUUGUUACUUUAGCUCCAGCUACAGUUGGGAGCACUUCAUCAGUGAGACCCAUUGUGCCUUUAUCCCAGCAAGUGCAACCUUCUCAGCAAACUCAGAUUCUUGCAGUCAUGCCAGUAGGUUCAGCUCAUGUUCAAACACUGACAGGACAGCCAGCUUUGAUGUCAAAAUCCCAAGGCCCAAUCCCAUCUUCAACCCCUGUUCAUGGAAACCAUCAUGCUCUAAUUCCCACAACAGCUAAUGACCAAAUCACAACUCAAACCCAUGCCACUGUACCACUCUCACAGUCUUUGUUAAACACAAGUGCUACCUCCCAAAUACCUGCUGCUGCUGUACCUACUACUUUCCCAGUGGUUUCUUCUGAAGUUACUGUAAAUUCUUCCCACUUGAACACUAAGGCUUUAACUGGUAGUCAACAUGUGUCAGUCCCAGUUAACCAAGCUUUGAAACCAGUAUCUGGAGACAAAAGUAUGCCUGGGACAACUAUUCCUAGUGGCAAGUUAGUUGGUAAUAUUAAACCUUAUCCUAGUAUACCUUCUCAAGCCACUCAACAGUCAGCCAAUUCUGGCAUGAUUGUAGCUAUAACUAAAGCUUGUUCUGCAACACCAGGUGGUAGUGUUAAUAAGAUGAUAUCUAAGGCAUCUGAGAAUAAACUUGAUAGUUCCAUAUCAACACAAACCUGUAAAGUUGUGGAAACUGCUUUUAGAGGAGGAAUACCAGGGAAUGUUAGAAUAACUGAGGUUGCCAAAGUCACUAACAAGAAUAAUGGACCAGUCCCUAUUACAAAUUUAGAAUCUAGUUCCAAAUCAAUAUCCUCUAGUAUCCCAGCUAGACCUCAGCUGGCUUCCUCUUCAGUAACUAUUACAGCUCUGACUGAUUCUCCACAUUCCAGCCAGUACAGUGUUUCAGAGGUUCACAAAGUCACAACUUCAUCAAAGCAGCCAAAUUUAUGUUCUAAUAUUGAUCUUAAAUUAUCAUCAAGUGUGAGUAUUGUUCAACACAAAUCAGGUUUUGGAAGAAAUGUUGCUGUUGCUGCUCUGCUAUCAAAAACUGAAAUUGAUAAAUGUACCAAUAUGCCUGUUCAUAUAAUAGAGAAAGAAAAGUCAAUAGUAAAUCAUCCCACAAUAAGACCUGAAAAGGAAAAGCAAGUUUCCACUACCACUGUCACUAGUUGUAAUAAAUCUUCAGUUUUAAAGAUGGAUAAGGAUAAAAUUGCUUCUACUACCUCUGUUGCUAAGAGUAAUCAAUACAACCAUCCCAGUACACCAGCUCUUCAUAAAUCAGACAAGACUGUAACGGUUUCAGCCUGCAAUCAGUCUAAAAUAGACAAAAAUAAAAUUGAUGCUGCUAACCCAGGUCUAAUAAAUGAUGUAAAAUCACCAGAGAAAAUGCAAACUGUGAAUGGCAAAGAUGAAAGUGAUAGUGAGAAAUUAUGUGACAAGAAGAUUGCAGAUAAAAAGAAAGAACCUUUACUUAAAAGAACUCUUUUUAAGACCAAGAGUCAAGAUGAGAAAAAAACACCUGGACCUUCUCCUGUGUACAAAACAAAAAGUUUAGAAGGCAAAAAGCCUUCUGGAGCUUUUUCUCCUCUACAUGAAAGCAGUGUCUAUGCUUUUGAACCAGAGGUUGAGACAUCUCUUGAGGAAUCCUCACCAUUCUCCCAGAGAAUUAAGAACAUUCAACCUUCUCCAGGGUCAUCACCGGUUAAACCUAAUAAUUUGAUUAAGCCUCCACCUCAGGGCCCUGCUACAAACAAGCCCCUCAGCAAGGUAGCCUCUUUAGCUUCUACAGUACGAAGUCCUGUUGCACGAUCUUUAACCCCCAUGAUAGUAGGUAAGCCAAAAUCUAUUGUAGGAGUAAGCCCCAGUACAGUAACUCCAACAGUUCUUGUUGGAAAAAGAACAAGCUGUAGUACUGGCACAGUUAGUGUCAAAGCUGCGGGCACUGCUACAGAGACCUCUCAGGUUACCAACAAGCUCAUUUCUACAUGUACCACUUCUCAGUCAGUACAGGAACAUGGUAAAGUUGGAGCAGAAGCUGAGGUAGCUGUUGAAUCAACUGCUGGAUUUAAAAAGAAUGUUAGCAGCACUUCAAUAGCCAUCCAGUGUGACAUGGAUGAAGGGAUGGAGGCUGUAACUGAAGAUGGUGUGAGUGCCAAUGAAAGUGGAACACAAACUGAAGGACCAAGCAAAUUUCCCUUGCCUCCUAAUGCUUCGCCGUUUUACUAUCUUCCUUUAGCAAUGGCUGCUUUAGGGGAGAAGCUUCCUGCCCAAUUAGUCCAGCAAAUGUUGGCUAAAACACAAGGGUUAGUUGGGGCAGCAGAAGCUGGUAUGAUUCUUCAACAAGCAGCUCAGAUUGCUCAACAACACCAGCAAAAAUUACAACAGCAAGGUUUUCCUGGCCCUUCCCCCAUAUCAAAUACCUGUACCUCUGCAGUAAAACCUAUAAAACCAGCAAAUAUUUCAGGAUUAGCAGUUACUCCUAUCAUGGCAGGAAAUCCCACCGUCACUCCCAUAAGCUCUGUGAGACCUUUAAAUAAGAAUAUGGACUCGUCAUUAUCAGUGGCUGAAAUAUCGUCUCCCUCCCCAGUGGUCACCACAACGCCCACAGCUAACCCAGUGCCCAGUAUUAUUGUAACUACUUCUGCCUCAUCAUCUACAGUCUCCUUUCCCUCAGUUACCUCUUCCUCAUGUAUUAUAAUAAAUACCCCAACCAUAGCAGUUAACACCCCAGUUUCUGCAUCAUCUACCCCUGCUACACAUAAAGUUGCAGUUACUAGUAAUGAUAUUAAAUCUGUAAAUAUACCUCCUCAUAGAACCCAUCUUACUCCAUCUAUUACACCAAGUGAAGAGGUCAACGUCUCUCCCACAUAUAAGACCACUACAAAGUCAAGAUCAGUAAAAUCGAAGGCAAGGGAAGAUGAGACACAAAAGAUUUCCAGAGAUGGAAAAGAACUGCCAACUCGACGGCGUAGUGGACGAGCUACGACCCUUGCCGCCACAAGGGCUACUGAAUCUGACAUGCAUGAAAUUGAGGAACUGCGUCGAAAUAGACGAGCCAAACGUGCAGCUGCAGCACUAGCUAAAGAGGAAGGUUGGAGUUCUUCGUCAGAGGCACCACUUAGUCCCCAGAUGUCCCCAGAUACCCUAAGAGGCUGGCCCCCACCAAGGCUUACAAGCCCAACACCAUCACAGAGUUCAGAAGGAACAACCUCAUCCACCCCAUCCCAAAGAGGCAACAGACUAUCAUCCUCUCGUAGUCGUCGGCAAUCACCUGCCAGCAGUAUAGAUAGCAGUGUAAAUCCUGGGAAAACAUCAACAUCAUCUUCAGCAAGUAUUCAAGCUAGUCAAGUUUCCACUAGUAAUUCUGCACCAGUAAUGUCUGACAAGACUUUGGCAGAUCCGAAUGCUACACAUAUUUGUGACAAUACACUGUUAACUCGUGCACCAACAUUUUUUCCAUCGGAAGAAGAAUUCACUGAUCCUCUUGACUACAUUGAGAAGAUCCGGCCAGAAGCUGAGCAGUUUGGUUUGUGUCGCAUUGUCCCACCCAAUAAUUUCAAGCCUGAAUGUCGGGUAAAUGAUGACAUGAGAUUUACUGGAAACAACCAGUAUAUCCACAAGAUGAUGAGGCGAUGGGGCCCAAAUGUGCGAACUCUACAUGCCAUCAAAAGAUGCCUAGCAAAGCAGAAUAUAGAACUUAACAGCAAUCCAUUAAUCGGGUGCAUGGAGCUGGACUUGGUUCGACUUUAUGAAGUAGUAGAGCAGCAUGGUGGUCUUAUGUCGGUAAUUGAAAAGGAACUUUGGGGAAAAGUUGCAGACACAUGCAGAAUCCCACGCUCAGCACAGGAGAGACUAGCCAAACUUGACUUUAUAUAUUGUAAAUAUCUACUACCCUAUGCUACACUCUCCCAAGAGGAACGUGGCCAACUUUUAGCAGAAGUUGAUUCUAUACACAACCGUAACCAAAUGGAACAAAGUGGAGGAGGAAGCAAGAAAGCUUCAUCCAAUUCUUCAGAUAAUGAUGAAGAGGAGGAGGAGGAAAGCCUUGACUGUAUUGUUAAGGGUAAGAGUACAGCUCUAAGUACAUUUUAUCGUAUUGCACGGAACACUGCAACCCAGUGGCAACCUGAUCCUGCUGGGUUAGAAGUGGAUGAGAGGUACUGGUCCCUGGUGGUCAAUGGUACCCAUCAUGUGUGCGUUCUUUCUGCUAGCAUUGACACUUCAGAGCAUGGUUAUGGAUUCCCUAAUCAUCGAUUGUCACCGUUGGCAAAACAUCCAUGGAAUUUGAAAAACCUCUGUCAAAAUCCUAACUCCAUUUUAAGAAGUAUGGGAACAAUAGUUGGUGUAACUGCUCCCACCUUACAUGUUGGGAUGUUAUUUUCUACAGUGUGCUGGUAUCGUGACCCACACAGUCUACCUUGGAUUGAGUACCUUCACACAGGGGCAUCCAAGAUAUGGUAUGGUGUAGCAGCUAGUCAAGAAGAUAAAUUAUGUGCUGCCCUAAAGAAAAUAGUGCCAGAUUUUGUCAAGGACUCUGCUAUUUGGCUGCCAUCUGACACAGCAAUGGUUCCUCCUAGUGAACUGGUACGUGAAGGAGUUCGAGUAUGUAGAGUGGUGCAAGAUCCCGGCCAGUUUGUCGUGGUGUUUCCUGGUGCCUUUACCUCAAGUUUAUGUAAAGGAUAUCUCAUCUCAGAAAGUGCAUUCUUUGCUCGACCUCAAUAUUUUGAGCGAGCAAUCGCUUCUUUCAGAGCCCUUCAUGAAUGUUGUGAGCCAUCAAUGUUUUCACUGGACCGUCUAGUACUAUCAGUUGUCAGUGACCCACGAGCAACGCUGGAUGGUCUGUUGAGGGCUAGAGAACUUGCACUACAAGUUGUGGAAAAGGAAAAAAGACUCAGAGCUCAGUUAGCUGAGAUUGGUCUUGAAGCAAGUGAAAGGUUGUCAACUCCUGACUCUCAUCGAAAGAAGAAGAGUCGGUUUAUUGAAGAUGAGGAGGAAAACAUGUGUGAAAUAUGUCGACAGAAUCUUUAUGUAUCAUUGGUGACAAACUCCCAAGAAGAGGCUGUGUAUUGCCUAGAUCAUGCUCUAAUCUUGUUGAGCAAGAACCCCAGUCACCUAGAAUACUGCAAAUUGAUGUACACCUACAGUUUGUCGGAGCUUGACAGUGCAAUAAAACAAAUGGAUGAGCGUAUUCAGCUGAAGAGUGGAAAGAAAACAUCACCCAAUAGUAAGAGGGCAAAAGCUCGUGAGCAUCAUGACUCAUUUAGCAGUACAAGUAGCUCAAAUCUCUGAUGGUAAAUUCAACAAAGAAUUUGAAGGAAAAGAAUCAGAUUACAUAACUUCCCAUUGCUGCAAAGUUAUAUGUUGUCUCCUUACUUGAAUUAAUGGGUUGAUUGUCAAUGUUUACCAAUAUGUUCUUCGUGUGAAUCUGAAGAAAUGGAUUCUUGGCAGAGUAUAGAAACAUGUUAUGCCAAUAAUCUUUGAACUAGCCUUAAAGCAUACCAAGUAGAUAAGGCUGGUAAAUAUAUAUACAGUAAAGAGAAUUUCUAUGUUUUAAGUUUAAAGAACAAUACUAAAUGUUAGACAAUCAGGAUUAACAUAUAAAGAGACCAACUCCUUUUGGGAAUAUUUUUUCCUCAUUGUCAUUAUUGUUAGGUAUUGUUGUAUAUUACUGGAUAUAAAUCCAUUGUAGACAAACAAUUACAUCCUUGGAAAAUUUUAUGAUACUCAGUACGGUAAUUACUGUUUGGGUAUAGUCAGUCACAAAGCUAUAGCUCUUUCACUGAAGAUGGCAGUGCUUACAGAAACUUAGGUUCUCUUUUUUUUUUUUUUUUUACUAAAUAUCAGUGGCAAAACAGUUUCUUACUUAAGGUUUCUUUAUGACUGAAAUAUAGUUUAUUCCAGUCCCAUAUUUUUGUUUUCAGUUGUUUGAAAUUAUGAAUUACUCUGUUGCAUUUGGUCACUGUCAGGGAUUUUGGUCAUAGAUUCCUAAGACCUGACAAAUAUUUUUUGCAUGACAACCUCUCAGAAGCUAAUAACUCAAAAGGUUACUUAGAACUUUUAUACCUGAAAAUAUAGUAUUUUUACAGCUUCUAUAAUUUUUUUUUUU